Messenger RNA from Colletotrichum costaricense, 504 nucleotides. RefSeq lists its product as uncharacterized. The transcript has a single exon. NCBI's taxonomy places the organism in Eukaryota, Fungi, Ascomycota, Sordariomycetes, Glomerellales, Glomerellaceae. The annotation marks the transcript as partial. The record is from RefSeq and is a predicted model, not a curated record.
GUGAGUAUUCGUAAAGGUGGGAGGAGAAAGAGAGAAGGAGAAGGAGCUUGCAAAUCCCAUCUUGUCAGGUUCCUCCUUCUCUUACUGUUGUUUUUCUCUCUUUCCCCUUGCGCAUCCAUCCGUCCAUCCAUACCUGACCUUUCUUUACCUUACGGAGUACUGGACUGGAGUAGGUGUGCUCUUUACCUUAACCACCUUGGCUUUUUCUUUUCCUUCUCCUUCUCUCUUACUCUCUCUUUUCCCUCUCUCUUCUUUUCCCUCCUCCUACUCUCUCCCUCCCUCCCUCUCCUCUUCUAUCCUCCUCCUCAUCUGCUCACCCCAUCCAUCCAUCGUUCUCGCCACCCAAUCCCCAUAAAAUUUAAUUAUUUCUCCGUCUCCAACAAAAACGGCCAACCCCCAAACUGGACGCUCUCCAAGGAACCCAGGGAUAAGAACGAAGAUCCAAGAUCAAGGACGUCCUGGUGCACCGACACAUCCAUUAAUGGAUACUUGAAGCGCCAUUAG